AUGUCGUUUUACAGUUAAAGACCGUUGCAUCAACGAUAGAUUAGCCGUACCUUUGCAGUUUCUUUGAAGUUAGGAUGUAAAAUGCACGUUCUAGGAAGAGACACUGACACACCGAGUUGCUGGGGAUCCCUUGCGUCUUCUGUAUAGGCUGGUAAAGGACAAAGCCCUCUGUCCUUGUAGCUUUUGUGAUAACUUUAAAUUGGAUCUGAACCAUUGUGUCGUUGGAUCCACGCCGCUUUUGUCUUGCUACUCUGAGUAUCCUACCGCCCUUACCUGGGAAGUGUGAACAACAUAAUACUAUCACUCCUGGAUUCUGGACUGGGGCACGGAACGUUUUAUUUGUAGGCUAUUUGUUUAUUUUAUAUAAAAAUCGUUUCUUAUCAACGGUCAUCUCUGGUGCAUUAAUGCACCCGUUUCAGUGGUGUAACGGGUGCUUCUGUGGUCUGGGACUGGUCUACUCCAACAAGUCGUGCACCAUGCCUCCCAUCACCUUCCAGGAUCUGCCCCUCAACAUCUACAUGGUCAUCUUCGGCACGGGCAUCUUCGUCUUCAUCCUCAGCCUCGUCUUCUGCUGCUACUUCAUCAGUAAGCUGCGUCACCAGGCCCAGAGUGAGCGGUUUGGCUACAGAGAGGUGGUUUUGAAAGGAGAUCCGAAGAAGCUGAACCUCCACGGGCAGACCUGUGCUGUCUGCCUGGAGGACUUCAAAGUCAAAGAUGAGCUGGGAGUGUUACCAUGCCAACAUGCCUUCCACAGGAAGUGUCUGGUGAAGUGGCUCGAGGUGCGCUGUGUGUGCCCCAUGUGUAACAAGCCCAUCGCAGGUCCCCCGGAGCAACACCACAGCCUUGGAACACUACUGGACGAACUGGUGUAACCCUGUCAACCGCAUCCAGCCCCGGUGGUGACGCCCCCAGCUGGCGUAAUUUAGCAACUGCCAGGAAGAGCACACUGUUACGUGGAGUAACCCAGACAACCCCCACAGAUGAUAGUGAGCUGGUGUAACCUAGUUACCACCCACAGAGAACUCUGAUGGAUGCGCCCGAGUUACCUAGCAACCAGCCCCGUGGUGCAGAAGUGACACCUUGUGGUGGACAAAUUGAAACCCACCCAAGUCACUGUCUUGUCUGUCUGUCGGUCUGUCUGCCUCUCUCUCUGUGUCUCUCUUUGUGUAUGUGUCUUCACUGUGAUAUGUAUUCCAAGUUGCACAGAACUUUGACUUUUUUUGCCUUUGUUGUUUUUUUUGUUAUAUUGAAAAACAUGAAAAUGUGAAUUUUGUUGAUCCACACAAACAUUAGGCUAAGACUGAGGUUUUGCAAGUUUUUCCACUAGUGUUACAUUUUGUACAUAAACAUUGUUGUAUUGUACUCCAAAACAUGUGUAAACCAGUUGGUGUUUCAAUGUUGGUGUCCUAUUUGAUCUCGAUAUUACUAACUGAAUCGGUGGACUGUGGAAGUCUAACAUGUACUGUACACACUUUUCUAUACAAUAUGUCACACUUUCUCCUUCUUCUAUGGUUUAGUUGUAUGACCCGAGAAGGCUGUUGUCUUUCUCUGCCGGUUCUUAAAUCUGACAUGUUGAAGUGUUUAGAAGACCAAGAGUAUACUGCCCAAAGGAAGCACAAAACACACCAUGCCCGACACACAUGCCCCACAUCUGUGUGUGUGCGCGUGUGUGUGUCCGCGCACGUCUGGAACAGAUACAUAUUAUGUCCACUGUCCCAAAUGAGACCGAGCUGGAUCAGAGCAGAAUGUGCUGGUCAUCCCUGUGACCAAAGCAAGACGUGAGAAAAAAGAAGUUGGCUUCCCCAUACAGCCAGUCAGCCAAUGUACAUAGGUUUGACCUGACUGAAUGAACAGGCAUUAAAACUCUGUUUACAAAUUG
Molecule: messenger RNA, 1879 nt
Organism: Osmerus eperlanus (European smelt)
Lineage: Eukaryota; Metazoa; Chordata; Actinopteri; Osmeriformes; Osmeridae
Gene: rnf122
Product: ring finger protein 122
Exons: 6
Coding region: 405-872 (155 amino acids)
Source: RefSeq, a predicted model, not a curated record